AUGUCGACUGUCCCGAGAACUGUGAACGCCUACCCGAGCCGUCGGGCAAGACUGUGCCAUGCCAAUACGAAUCUCGCCCGCUCAGUGAAGAAGACGUGGAAGUCAAGGUAUCUGCGGGUCGGACAUUCGCCACCUCGACAGCGGCUGGAAACCAACGAUGUAUCCAUGUGUGUUUGGCCACGAGAUCAUCGGCCAUGUAAGGAGUGUGCUGACAGUGAAAACACCUUCUGCAACCGCUCCGUGAUCACUUACGAUGCCCAGUACGAGGACGGUUCCAUGGCCCUGGUGACCGUGUGGGUGUCAUCGGUAUCGGUGGACUGGGGCCAUCUCGCUAUCCAGAUCAUCCGUGCGUUGGGUGCUACCCCAGUGGCAUUCUCGCGAUCGGCCAACAAGGAGAAGGAGAUCCGUGACCUUGGUGCCAAGGAAUUCUACAACUUGAGUGACCCCGAGGAUCAGGAGAAGGCUGCGAACUCAGUCAACGUGUUGUUGUUGACGGCUGAUGCCACUAACUUGCCGUACAACACGUACUUGACGCUCGUGAAGAAGCGCGGCACGUUCAUCAUGGUUGGUGUCCUUAAUGAAGAGGUCAAGUUUAAGCCAAUGUUUGUGGUGGCCAAGGGCAUCCAGUGGGACAUGCUGGCAUUGUCGUCAGAGAAGAGUGUGCCUGCUAUCGUCCAGCAGAUACCCAUGAGCAAAGUGAGCGGAGGCAUCGCAAUGAUGCAGGAAGGGCGUGUUCGAUACCGUGUUGUGCUUGAGAAUUAA
Messenger RNA from Phytophthora nicotianae INRA-310, 762 nucleotides. RefSeq lists its product as hypothetical. The transcript has 4 exons. Gene Ontology annotation, molecular function: oxidoreductase activity, acting on the CH-OH group of donors, NAD or NADP as acceptor. The record is from RefSeq and is a predicted model, not a curated record. Lineage: Eukaryota; Oomycota; Peronosporomycetes; Peronosporales; Peronosporaceae. The coding region runs from base 1 to 762 and encodes 253 amino acids.